AGCACCAGCAGCACCAGCAGCAUCAGCAGCACCAGCACCAGCGGCGCUACUACUCUGGUUUAUCCAAGAUAAAGGCGACCCCGCAAUUUCAUUCUCCAGUGAGCGGCGGGCAUGAUCGACUAGCGGCGGCGGUGGUAGAGGUGUCUGUUGCCUUCUAAAAGGAUUGGAGGGUGCGGGCACCAUUAUUGCGGGGUAAAUCACUCUUUCUCUCUCUCUCUUUGUCUCAUACAAGGCCGACGUGCGGAGGUCUUGGUCGUCGUCGGGGACAGGCCGGAGUCGCGGGCGGAAUUACCUGGCCAAACAGACGAAACGCGGCACCCGGGAGUUUAAUUACUGUGGAAACGGUAAGAGGUACGGAUGCAGAGAUGAUGCGAUGGAGAAAAGACGAUUGGUAGCUAUGGCUAACGGGGGUGGUGGGUUGGAUGGGUUGGGUGGGUAUGCGGUUGGGUGGUGGGGUGCAGUAGAGUACCAGGUACGGGAUGCGUAGAUAAUGGCGUGCUGGGGGUGGGCUUGGGUGGUUGAGGUAGAGGAGGAGUAUGAAGAGGAGGAGGUGGUGGUGGAGGUGGUGGUGGUGGAGGUGGUGUUGCAAGACGAUGAAGGGAUCAACAAGAGUGAACGCGAGGGCGAAGGGAGACAAGUACCCCACGGGUACGAUGUACCCAACAUGGAAGAUAAAGCAGCGCCGGCCGAGGCUGUGCGAAUCGCGGGACUGCAUGAUGUUGUGAGUCUGGGUGGUGGCAUGUGGGGCAGGGCAGGGCAGGGCGGAGAAAGCAAAAGACGGCUGCACCAAACACCCGGUUCCGAGGCGCUAUGGAGCUUGAGCUAUCCGGGCGUCACGAUUUGCAAGCACGCACUCUACGUGCUAUAUACUACAGUAUUUACGGAUUUCCAGAGUGUGCUAUGGUUAAAGGUGUUUCUGCUUUACGCUGAGCAUUAUCAUACGGGCCAGAAGGAUCGGCCCCCGAACGGGCUGACAUUCGGGCUGGCGAUUCGGCUGGCAGUCUCGACCACUCGGACCAGCUCCGGCGCACGCAAUGGCGCGACAACUCGUAAAAGCACGUUGACCGUUGUCCACCAUGCUGAAACACUCAAGAUCCUCAUCCGAUCGAUCGUCGACCUUUUUCUAGCAACAGUGCAGUACCGUAGCACUUAUGUGGUUAGGUACCUUGAUAUCCGCUUCCACGUAUUCCCUCCCAUGUAUAGCCGGGUGCCAAUUGGUGGGACGGUCAGUCUGCAGCCGAUUCGGUGGGACAACUUCCGAGCUACACACGGCCGGAAAGGAUCGAGGAAGGAUGUACAUGAUGGCCUCGGUGUCAGCGAGGUGUUCGGGUGCUGUAGCCGCCAGAAGGCCGGUGCCAAGGUGAGGCAGUUAACCUAUGUACAUGCAUACACCAGGCACUCACUCGAGCCCGUGACUCGUGCAGAGCUCCUUGGUCCGUCGAGUACCCAUGCACACGAGCCUGCCAAAUGGGAUGGCGGUCCUGCCAAUCGAAUCCAGGCCUUCCGAUGCCCUAUCUGCUUCCCAUAUUGCGGACUUCACAUCUCUCACCGCAAGCCAGAAACACCAUCAGGAAACAAUGGAGAGGACAGCAAUUUCCUGUCCGACGGGUCGGACGAUUACGGGGGAGAAUUGACACCUUCAUCCACCGGAUCGACUUCCAGUGACGACUUGCUGCGAGAGAACAGCUGUCCGCUGGUACAGCUUCCUCCGCAUGGGCAGCAGCUGAGCAUGUUGGAACGGCCACUGGGGCGAGAUGUCCUGCAGCCAACGGUUUCGUCCCGGUGGGCGUGCUCGAUGCAGCAGUGGUUAGUGAGCCAAGUGCAGCAGCAGCAGAAGCAGCAGCAGCAGCAGCAGCAACCCACUGCACAUCUUCCAACUACUCAAUCGCAGAGUCGACGCGCAUACGGCAAUUGGCUCGGGAUUGCUUGGGAUUGCUUGGGAUUGCUUGGGAUUGCCCACGAUGGUCGGUCGCAGGGCUCCAUGCCGCAUCCCCGAGGCCGAAUGUCGCCUGUGCAACAGCAACAUGAAAAUAACAACGACAACAACAACUACAACAACUACGAUUACUACUACCAAUUACUACUAACUACAGCACCAGACCAGAACUAG
Tricharina praecox is the source of this 2110-nucleotide messenger RNA. RefSeq lists its product as uncharacterized. NCBI's taxonomy places the organism in Eukaryota, Fungi, Ascomycota, Pezizomycetes, Pezizales, Pyronemataceae. The transcript has 18 exons. The record is from RefSeq and is a predicted model, not a curated record. Bases 491 to 2110 code for a protein of 539 amino acids.